AGAAGUGCCACCAGAAUUCCCCAUCGUCUUUCCUCGCCGCCGGCAGGCACGGAUACCUUCCUCCCCGACUCCUCGCCGUACUCUCCUCAGUCCGUCCGACCGACCCACCCACCGCAGCUCGACCUGCUGCUGCCGGUGUACCUCUUCUCCUCCGCGGCGACGGGCGACCACCCCAACCCCUCCGCCUUUCACGGGCCGCCAUCACCGUUCCCCUUCCCGUCGCCGUUCGAUCUCCCUGCUCGGUAAUUCCGGCAACUGGUUUCUGAGUUUACAAUGGGGAACAUGCUCACCGUCAUGCUUGGAACAACUGCAGUGGUGGAUCAUUGCCAUCCAAGGCAACUCCACCCAGGAGGCAGCAGCAGGAUAGCAGGCCAUCAGUUUGAACCGCUGAGCAUCCUGGCUUUCAGGGCUAUAUCUGAGCACAUAGGACGUAGUGAAGCGUUCUGUCGAAAGCAGAUAUUGAAUGGCCGGUUUCAACUGCUGACCAUUCUGGUUUGCGGAGCAAUCCGUUUUGAGGGAAUUACAGCAAACGAUCCGUUCAAACUGUGUGGCAUUCUCAUCUGUGGAGUUUUGUCUGACUACAUCCGUCAUGACGCAGAGGAACCAGCGACUGAUCUGCUUGGAGACCUUCCAGAGUUCGGAAUGGGGAACAUCCUCAACUUCACAACUACAGUGGCCGAUCAUUGCCAUCCAAGGCAACUCCGCAUAGGCAGCGGAACAGUAAGCCGUCAGCUCGAACCGUUGAGCAUUCUGGCUUUCAGAGCUUUAUGCAAGCACAUUCAACGGCAUGAAGCAUUCCAUCGAAAGCGGAUAGCCAACGGCCAGUUUCAACUGCUGAGCAUUCUGCUUUGCGGAGUAAUCCAUGCCAAGGGAAUAAUAGGGAACGAUCGAUGUAAACUGUGCUGCAUUCUCAUCUGUGGAGUUAUAUCAGACUACAUCCAUCACGGACCAAUUGAUGCACAUGAAUCAGCAAUUGAUCUGUUUGGAGACCUUCCAGAGGGCGUGCUGUGCACAAUUUUUUCAAAGUUGUCUCUGAAAGAGGCUGUAAGAACCAGUGCCGUGUCAAGGAAAUGGAGAUACUUGUGGACAGUUUGUCCUAAACUGAGUUUUGACGGAAGUACAAUAUGUGGCAACAACAGAUAUGGGAAACAAGUAUAUGCUCUAGCGUUCAUUCGCAUUGUUAAUAGGGUCUUGGCACAGUGCCGUGGCAAGUUGUUUGAAGAGCUUGCGAUCAAAAUUGAUUUGAACAGGAUGUUUGUUGAACACCUCAAUAAUUGGGUUCGUUUUGCUGUAUCAUCAAGUGCAAAGACAUUAGUUUUUGAUUUAGCACCACAAGAGCAUCAACUUCCAGGUCGUGAUGGUCAGUACAAAUUCCCAUUUGAGCUUUUAGACAAGGACAGUGUACACCGUCUACAGAAAAUUCAUCUUAGCUUUGUAGAUUUCCAGCCACCAAUGCAGUUUAGUGGCUUCCCUAACCUACGGAAGCUUGACUUAAACUUAGUGAAUGUCAAUGGGAAGGAUAUUCCACAUAUGUUGUCAAACUGCUGUAAUCUAGAGUGGCUGAGUAUGGUUAGAUGCCAUCUCAAUGGUGAACUAAAGGUUAAUGGCCCGCUGCCUCAUCUACUGCACUUGAAACUUGUGUACUGCGAUGUAACAAGUAUAGCAUUCGAUACGGUGAAUCUUGCAACUUUUAUAUACAAAGGAAGGAAGGUGCCUAUUGACCUCAAUAAAUCAUUAGAACUGGUAUGUGCAGAUAUAUGGUUUUCUACAGUCACUUUUGAGCGCGCCAUUACUUUACUUGGUAAAGUGCUUAAAAAUGUGCAACAUCUAACCCUCGAUAUGGACUGUAAACCACCAGAGAUUCCCCGUUUGAUGCAUUACCGAUGCAUGUUUUCUAAAAUGACAUAUUUGCAAUUGAGGUUGGUCUAUGUCGAAGGAUUGGAUGUCUUAUCCUUGGUCUCUUUUCUGAGGUCUGCUCCUUUCAUUGAGAAGUUAGAGCUGCACUUUUGUUUCCCUGGUUAUAUCCAUUUGGUACAAGAACCUGAAUCUAUCAGGAAGCUACCGGAGUGUCUGUUCAACAACUUGAAGAGUUUGCAUGUUACAGGAUUUAAAGCAUGCACUGGCCAAGUUGAGUUCCUUAUGCAUAUGGUGGAAAAUGCCCCUGCAUUGGAAGGUUUAACUAUAGAUCAAUCAGAAAAAUAUCUCCUAGAAGGUCAUAAAAAGGAUGCGAAAACGGUUAUUGACCUGGUCCAUAGAACUGCUAAAAAGUAUCUUGAAGGGAAGAUUUCGCCCAGGUGCAUCUUAAUGUUACUUUAACAAAUCUGUUGACAUUGGGAUGCACAGUGCAUAUCUAGCUAGGGGCUGGAAAAUCCAAUGCGUCGGCAAGUUGCCGCUAUGUAUUCUUGUGCACGGUCCAUUAUAUUGAAUAAACAUACUUCCCUUUUGCAUAAAUCUGCACACUGUUAGCGCUUCUCUACAGUACUCCCUGUGUACAACUCUAUUUAAACCUCCUGAGGUUCACGCUUUCA
Messenger RNA from Triticum dicoccoides, 2528 nucleotides. Its product is annotated as F-box/FBD/LRR-repeat protein At1g13570-like. Gene Ontology annotation, molecular function: protein binding. The coding region runs from base 274 to 2316 and encodes 680 amino acids. The transcript has 6 exons. The record is from RefSeq and is a predicted model, not a curated record. Lineage: Eukaryota; Viridiplantae; Streptophyta; Magnoliopsida; Poales; Poaceae.